GGUAAUCAACUGGGUCGCAUCCUGGGCAGUUUUGACUCCAUUGUGGCGCCGAACAGAAGCGAGAUAAGUACACUGGAUCAGCCAUGGUCAAGAUUUUCAUUGGGAACCUGUCCCAGGACACUGGGAAGGAAGACGUGGAGGCUCUGUUCACCCCGUAUGGCACGGUGACGGAGAGUGCCAAGUUUAAGAACUAUGCUUUUGUCCACAUGGACGACCGGAAGUCGGCCACCAAGGCCAUCCGCGAGCUCCAUCUCUACAAGCUGGACGGCCGCCCCAUCAACGUGGAGCCCAGCAGAGGGAAGAACCCGGGCCCCGUGAAGCUCCACAUCGCCAACGUGGAGAAGGGCUUCGACAAUGAGCUCCGUGAGCUGUUCGAAGAGUACGGCACGGUCAAGGAGUGCUCUAUCGUCAAGAACUUUGCCUUCAUUCACAUGGCCAACUGUGACGAGGCCAUGGACUCCAUAAAGGGCCUGGACAACACGGACUUCCAAGGUAAGCGCAUACAUGUUCAGGUCUCAAAAAGCAGACCCCGGGGGGGCCCCGAGGAGGAGGAGGAGUAUCCGCCUCCGCCCAACAGAGGGGGGGGCUAUUAUCCUCCGUGCUUCCCCGGGGAGCGACCGGAGCCUCCCUUCAGGGACCGCAUGUCCGCUUACGCACCUCCGCCGCUGCCUCCGCCGCCCCCUCCCCCGAGGCGUGCGCCGUAUCCCGACCGUGGCUACGGGGACCGAGACCCCUACGGGAUGGUCGACUACUACGAGAAAUACAGAGCCCGUCCUUACAGCGCCGGCUUCGAUGACAGGCGCCCCGGCAUCAACCCCCCUCCUCCGCCUCCUCCCUCGGCGCUGGUUAGGGAGCGCCUCGGAAUGGGGGGCCCCAACCCGUACGAGCGCCCCCCGCCCGCGCCGCCCGCGUACAUGACGAGGGACCGCAGCCCCAUCCGGCGAGCCCCCCCGCCGCCCGCGAUGCCGUCCGGUAACGGGUACCCGUACGAGCGGUCCCGGCUCGCCCCGCCGACCAGGGCUCCGAUGUACGCGGCGCCGAUGUACGCGACUCCCCGGCCCAGGGACCCCUACUCAGUGGGGGCGCCGCCGCCGCCGCCACCACCGCCACCGCGAUACCCAGGCUAUUAGAGAGCCGAACUCAAGGUUAGACUCAGGGCAGGAGAGGCCAGCGCAUGGUAAGUGCUCCCUGGAAGACGUGCAGCAUCCAGUGGACCCGAGGUGGGUGCCCUUUGAACUCUUACCCAAUAACGCCAUGCUCUGAUCUCCCCCUUGUGCUUAUGCAUAAGAGGCUAUGAGGUAAUGAGGAUGUGAGGAGUGGGGUCGCUGACUCCGCCUCUUUGUCUCCAGGCCGACUGAUGCUCUUGGACCGCCUCCUCUGAACGUCACAGGAAUAAGAUGGAGACGUCCCGGUGAAGCGGGACGAGUUCACUGAGGUCCACGACCGGCGUGUCGCUCCUGUGAGCCGACAGUGAAGGUGUCUUCUGCUUUUGUUUACAGGAAGUGGAUUUUUUUUUUUCCUUUCUUAUUAUUCCCUGCAGUUGAUGAGGUCUCAAACUGUGGGAGCAGCCCUCUCUCCCCGCCUGAUGGGAAUGAGAUGUGGCUAUAAACCAAAUUGGUCUCCAGGAAUUCAUUGCGCAACCUUUUUACAACACGAGCGGCCAUCUUUUAUAUCGUCUAUAAACUAUGAUCUUAAAGCUGUACGUUGGGCUACUGGAUGAAGGCAAUUGAAUACAAAUUUUUCUUUUGUAUGAAUUGUCUUUUAUUUUAUUUGAAUAACAAUUGUUAUACAUGGCAUUUUUUUAUAUUGUAAGGUCAAACCAUAGUAAAUAUACUUGUUUAUUGUC
Messenger RNA from Pseudoliparis swirei, 1846 nucleotides. Its product is annotated as RNA-binding protein 4B-like. Gene Ontology annotation, cellular component: nuclear speck; cytosol. The transcript has 4 exons. The record is from RefSeq and is a predicted model, not a curated record. Gene Ontology annotation, molecular function: mRNA binding. Bases 84 to 1130 code for a protein of 348 amino acids. Gene Ontology annotation, biological process: mRNA splicing, via spliceosome. Lineage: Eukaryota; Metazoa; Chordata; Actinopteri; Perciformes; Liparidae.